Messenger RNA from Marchantia polymorpha subsp. ruderalis, 1386 nucleotides. The record is from the annotation of a GenBank genome assembly. NCBI's taxonomy places the organism in Eukaryota, Viridiplantae, Streptophyta, Marchantiopsida, Marchantiales, Marchantiaceae.
GUUCACCAUCGAACUCGUGGACCGUUUCUGGCACAUGUGCGAGAUUAAUGACUUCGUUUCACCAGCAGCUGCAUUCGCUCGUACAAGGUCGAUUUACAGCAGACUGAUAAUCAUCACAGUGGCGAACUCGUUGUCCUAGGCCUUGCUGACAGCUGUGAGUGCUUGGGGCAUUAAUUUCCACCAGCAGCAUUCUUAACCGCAAAGUGAAUGUAAUUUGUUAUACUCGCUGUAAAAAGCAAGCCCAGUCGUCGAGCCAUUGUAACAUCUUAUCAGCCGUCUGUAAUCUGCGAAAAAUGGCUCUGAACACGAACACCUCGUGUCUAUGCCUCGGUGCAAUCUUCUGUUUCCUCGGCACCACUGCCAUUACUUUGGUGCUUACUCUCCACGUAUCUGGAUACAGUUCAGGUGCUAGUCCUUCAGUGGAGCUGUGCAUUCCUAAAUUGAGCAUACGCUGUGAGCCCGAUGACUGCGGCAGCAUGUUCGUAAGAUGUGGGAGGAGUGAAAAGAGGCAGGAGGUCCCAGCGAACAAAGUCUGUUACAAUGGGGCAUUGAUCUCAACCAACUCAAGAAUGCACAACUCGGGAUUGCUCCCACACAACUGUCGCGAGAGGACAUCACACAGCAGAAAUUCGACGACGAAAUUCGACUUGAAAGCUUGCAAUUGUCCGGCAUUAUGUUCUGGAUCCAGCAGGUGCACGUGCUAUUGCAAGUCUGGAUCGGCGCAGAAGGUCACAUGUCUGGUGAACGGUGUUAAGAAAACUUAUGCCAACCAAGCUCAAGCUGACUGCUGUUUAGGAUCCGGGAACUGCGCAUCAGCUCUGCAGUCUAAAUCUCGAAACUUCCCGUGGUCCUGGUGGACUGAGGCUGUGGAAUUCGGAAAAAUCGUAAUCAGAUCCUGGCUAAAACGGAUCUGUGAUUUCAUGCGUGAGCGGUGCACCUUUCCUCCUCCUCCGCUGGACGCCGAUGAGUGUUGCGCAGCUCAGAGUGGUUGUAAUCAAUGUUAGGAAACCACCCAAGAUGGAUAGUAGAUGAUAGUCAUUUCGGCGAUCGAAAUCAGGCUUAGUUUGAUACUCUAGACUUCGCCUCUGUGAUUGCCCGAUGAUAUCUAGAACAGAUGUCAUCUUGUUUCUUGUCCGGACAAGGGCUGACAAUGUCCAACUUUUUGGAUGUGUGAGUGGUAAGGUAGUUGUGGGCGAAUAGCUUCGUGAACAUGGCAGUAUGAUGGUACUUCAGCAGUGAGCAUCAACAUCGCUUACAACUCCCUGGACUAGCCAGUAGGCAUUAUUGAUGUCAGAGUAUUUUCUGAAUACUGAUCAAUAUAUCAACUCCUACAGUUUUGAUCUCAACAAAACCUACCUUUAAAGGCUUCUCUUAUACAUGGUGAUA